AUGCUCGCAGCUGUGCUAUUAGUGAACGAGGCAGGAUCGUAUAUGGCAAGGCCCUUGGUGGAGCUGAGCAAAGAGAAAGUAACGGAGGCUGUGGAGAUAUUCCUGAGGGAGCGGACAAAAGAGGCAGAGAGGCCUGUGAUAGCAAGCAAGAUAGGAAGCUUCUUCUAUCAGGAGAUAGACGAUUUGUACGUGGUCGUGCUCGCAGAUGGGGAGGAUGAGAAGAUAUCUGAAGCCCUGAAGAUUGCGGAGGUAGUCAGUAAGUCCGUUAUAAGCGGGGUAAGCCUGGAGAGCAAGACCGAGCUGUUUACGCUCCUCUCGAUCCUGGACGAGCUCUUCGUGGAGGAGGGCGUGAUAAACAGAACGGUCGAAGACCUAAUGAAAGUAGUGAGCCUCCAGAGCAACGACGAAGUCCUGCACCAGAUGAUCCAGAAGAACAGGGAGAAGGAAAAGGCGAAGGCAGAUAAAGUCCGGAAAAUGCAUCCUGCAAUAGAAGAGCUUACAAAAGAAAUUGAGGAAAUAAAAAUCCUCCGGCAGGACUUGAAGACUCCGCGCACGGAGAGCGAGGCAAAGGCGAAGGUGCGGCAGGAGGUGAAGAAGAGCCGGACAAUUAUCGAGUCCCUCGAGAAUUGCGUAAACCUCGUGUGCCACCAGAAGCAGACAGCUACCGUGAAUUCCGCUACAGAGGCAGCGAAGAUAGAGGGAAUGGGCGAGUUCUUGAUCCGGGUGACAGACGAAGAGUGCGGGUCCGUGCGGAUAGACCUGAAAAAGAGGCCAGUACAGGCACGAGGCCACCCCUCCAUCGACAAGAAGGCGUUCAGCAAGAAUGUAAUACAGCCAAAGACAGACCUUCCCCUGAAUACGCCGCUGAUCCUGAUGAAGUGGACGCUUGAGGAUCCAGUUCUCCCAGUUGAAGUCUCCUUCUGGCAGACGGAAGUUUCCGAGGAGAGGUACAAGUUUUUCGUGGAGGUGACAGCUCUUGGCACAGACGUGAAAUACGUGAAUGUAAGAAUACCAAUAAAGAGGGUUUCUGAUAUAGAGAUAGAGAGAGGGCGGAUAUCAGGAGACCACAUAGUAGCAGAUAUGAAGGACUUGAAGAAGGACGACUCGCAGGCCGUUGAAUUCUCCGGCCUCUGCGACGACACAGACUCGCUCUUCCCCUUCGUGGUGUACUACACAGUCGAAGAAAAAGAGAGUCUCUCCCCAAUAGAAAUAUCUGGGGUGUACGCGAGUGAGGAGCUCCUGGAGUCCUCUAUGGUUUCCCUCGCUAGAGUCAUCGAGGGCGAGUGCACAGUCACAAAUAACUGA
This is a messenger RNA of Nematocida major, 1305 nucleotides long. RefSeq lists its product as uncharacterized. Gene Ontology annotation, biological process: Golgi localization; endoplasmic reticulum to Golgi vesicle-mediated transport; retrograde vesicle-mediated transport, Golgi to endoplasmic reticulum. Lineage: Eukaryota; Fungi; Microsporidia. The record is from RefSeq and is a predicted model, not a curated record. The transcript has a single exon. Gene Ontology annotation, cellular component: cytosol; COPI vesicle coat. The coding region runs from base 1 to 1305 and encodes 434 amino acids.